UUACAAAAGAAUAUGACCAGUAUAGCAGCAAUAGGCCAAGGCUUUGUUACUGCAGAUAUAAAUACAAUAACAUCAAGAGACUUGAUGACAAUGACUACCACGCAAGCGUUCCCGGACCCCUCGGAAGAUCUAUUUUGGCAAAAAGCUACAAACAUCAUCGAGGACGCUCAUGAGCUUGACGAAGUGUGGAAUCCCGAAAAACAACUGCAGCAACGAACCUCUAAUUUAGUUAAAACUAAAAGUAUAUAUGAGAAUAAAAAGAAAGAGAAAGAAGAA
Ambispora leptoticha is the source of this 276-nucleotide messenger RNA. The record is from the annotation of a GenBank genome assembly. Lineage: Eukaryota; Fungi; Glomeromycota; Glomeromycetes; Archaeosporales; Ambisporaceae.